Oncorhynchus masou masou (cherry salmon) is the source of this 539-nucleotide messenger RNA. Its product is annotated as probable JmjC domain-containing histone demethylation protein 2C. NCBI's taxonomy places the organism in Eukaryota, Metazoa, Chordata, Actinopteri, Salmoniformes, Salmonidae. Gene Ontology annotation, molecular function: transcription coregulator activity; chromatin DNA binding; histone H3K9 demethylase activity. Gene Ontology annotation, cellular component: chromatin; histone deacetylase complex. Gene Ontology annotation, biological process: regulation of transcription by RNA polymerase II. The transcript is spliced from 4 exons. The annotation marks the transcript as partial. The record is from RefSeq and is a predicted model, not a curated record.
GAGUGUUGAAGAGACUGGAGGAGGAAGACUUGGACGACAGCGUGAAGAAGAGAUUAAAGGAUUCCAGCGAGACGCCUGGAGCCUUGUGGCACAUCUACAUUAGCAAAGAUGUGGAGAAAAUUAAAGACUUUCUGCACAAGGUUGCUAAGGAGCAGGGGGCGGAGAUUUCAGCAGAGCACGACCCAAUCAGAGAGCCGGGCCGGUACCUGAGCAGGAAGUUGCGUCAGCGUCUGUGGGAGGAGCAUGAUGUGCAGGGCUUGACCGUGGUUCAGUUCCUGGGGGACUCUGUCCUCAUCCCGGCCGGGGCGCUGCACCAGGUGCAGAACCUUCACAGUUGUGUCCAGGUGAUAAAUGACUUUGUGUCUCCAGAGCAUGUAUUCCACUCCUUCCACCUGACACAGGAACUGAGGUCCUCCAGAGAAGAGCCCAACUACGAAGAUAAACUACAGGUAAAGAACAUCUUGUUCCACUCUGUGAAGGAUGCAUUGACGCCGCUGAGGAGGUACAGCCAGGAGGAGGAAGAGAACUCCUGACCCGUA